AUGGUUAACAAGAUUGUUGCCCUUCUGGCGCUGACUACCCCGGCGUUUGCGGGUGUCGCCCAUUGGAAAGAACCCCACUGGAAGGAGCCUCACGACAAGGAACCUCACUCGGUAAGCCCAGGUGGUCAGCUUCGACCUGCCCAAACCACCACCUACACAACCACCACAUGCCCGGUCACCUCGACUGUCGUGACUUCCGGAACCAAGACCCUGACAGUCCCCAUCACCUUGACCAACACUGUCACGAUCACCACGACCUACUGUGAGGACGAGACCAGGCCACCUGUCCACCCGACUGCGCCCACCACUGGGAAGCCUGCUCCCCCUGUCACUGGCAACCCAGGUCCGACUGGCACCCCAGCCCCAACUGGAAAGCCUGUUCCCACUGGCAAGCCCACUCCUAUACCCACUGGCAAACCUCGUCCUGUUCCAACAGGCCCCGUGAACAACGGCACCGCGCCGCCCAACCCUCCGUUCCAGAACAGCACUUCGCCGCCUCUUAUUCCGACUACGAGACCCGUUCCCGUGCCUCCUGGCUCCUCCCCAGCUCCGGUCCCUGUUCCUGUUCCGGUUCCCAGCCCUGGUCAACCCGAACAGCCUGGUACCCCUGCCGCCCCCGGAGGGUCCGCCACUCCCAGCAUUCCUGGCCAGCCUGGUACCCCUGCUGCCCCUGGAGGAUCUGGACACCCCGUCACACCUGGCCAGCCUGGUCAGUCUAGUCAGCCUGGUCAACCUGGUAAGCCCGGACUACCUGGUCAGCCUGGACAAUCUGGCCAGCCUGGUCAACCCGGUCAGCCUGGACAAUCUGGCCAGCCUGGUCAACCCGGUCAGCCUGGACAAUCUGGCCAGCCUGGUCAACCCGGUCAGCCUGGACAAUCUGGCCAGCCUGGUCAACCCGGUCAGCCUGGUCAACCCGGUCCGUCUGGUACUCCUGCUGCCCCUGGAGGAUCUAGCAAUCCCGUCAUUCCUGGGAAGCCUGGUACCCCUGGUGCUUCCGGGGUCCCUAGUACUCCCAGUGCUCCUGGUGCUUCUGGUACUCCUGGUGUUCCCGGCGCCCCUCAUGCUUCCAGUACUCCUAGCGUUCCUACUGCUCCUGGUGCUUCCGGUACUCCUGAAGCUCCCGCCCAACCUGGCAAGCCCGACCAGCCCGGUAAGCCUGGCCAUCCCGGCGAGGUUUCUCCUGAAGCUCCCCCAACUGGUGUCUCCCCCGCACGCCCAGAUUUCACCGGCUCCGCCGAUAACGUCCGCCCCGCCGCUGGCCUCCUUAUUGGCCUUAUGACAAUCAUGGCUCUCCUCUAG
This is a messenger RNA of Aspergillus nidulans FGSC A4, 1299 nucleotides long. It is a transcript of the gene cspA, whose product is annotated as putative cell surface protein. The record is from RefSeq and is a predicted model, not a curated record. Lineage: Eukaryota; Fungi; Ascomycota; Eurotiomycetes; Eurotiales; Aspergillaceae. The coding region runs from base 1 to 1299 and encodes 432 amino acids. The transcript is spliced from 2 exons.